Molecule: messenger RNA, 395 nt
Organism: Diabrotica virgifera virgifera (western corn rootworm)
Lineage: Eukaryota; Metazoa; Arthropoda; Insecta; Coleoptera; Chrysomelidae
Product: dynein light chain Tctex-type-like
Exons: 1
Coding region: 51-380 (109 amino acids)
Biological process (GO): microtubule-based movement
Cellular component (GO): cytoplasmic dynein complex; cytoplasm
Molecular function (GO): dynein intermediate chain binding
Source: RefSeq, a predicted model, not a curated record
CCUAUAUGUCAAGUUUUUCCGUCAGCUCAUGAAAAACGUCAACGUAAAAAAUGGAUGAUGAAGAAAAUCAGUUUGUUGCAGAAGACGUAAGUAAACUUGUAAAAGAUACCAUCGAAAAUGUACUUAGCGAAGCAACAUAUAUACCAGAAAAAGUCAACCAGUGGAGUGCUUCAGUGUCGGAACAAUGUCUUUCAGCUCUCAGCAAGACAAAAAAGAUGUUUAAGUACGUUAUAACAUGUUCAAUAAUGCAGAAAACUGGUGCUGGUUUACAUACGGCUAGUUCCUGUUACUGGGAUAGUGCUACAGAUGGAACAUGUACUGUAAGGUGGGAGAAUAAUACCAUGUAUUGUGUAGUAACAGUGUUUGGGCUUGCAAUAUAAAAUCUUUUAAAUCUA